Messenger RNA from Athene cunicularia (burrowing owl), 1029 nucleotides. Its product is annotated as transcription elongation factor SPT5-like. The record is from RefSeq and is a predicted model, not a curated record. Gene Ontology annotation, cellular component: DSIF complex. Gene Ontology annotation, molecular function: mRNA binding. Gene Ontology annotation, biological process: transcription elongation-coupled chromatin remodeling; transcription elongation by RNA polymerase II; regulation of transcription by RNA polymerase II. NCBI's taxonomy places the organism in Eukaryota, Metazoa, Chordata, Aves, Strigiformes, Strigidae.
AUGUCUGACAGCGCCAACAGCAACUUCUUGGAGGAUGCGAGAGAGCGCAGCUGCGAGACUGAGGAGUACGAGGCCGAGGAGGAGCACACCAGCGCCACUGGCAGCGAGAAGGAGGAAGCCGAGGAGGAAGAAGAAGAAGAAGAGGAGGAGUAUGACGAGGAAGAGGAGGAGGAAGAUGAUGAGCGACAAGCCAAGAAGCCGUGCCAUGGCAGUUUCAUCCUCGACGAGGCUGACGUGGAUGACGAGUAUGAGGAUGAGGACCAGUGGGAGGACGGGGCCGAGGACAUCCUGGAGAAAGAAGAGAUCGAAACUUCCGACAUCAAUAACGUGGUGCUGGAUGAAGAUCGCUCCGGCGCUCGGCGGCUGCAGAACCUCUGGAGGGACCAAGGUGAGGAGGAGUUGGGCGAGUGUUACAUGAAAAGAUACGCCAAGUCCUCGGUGGGAGAAAUCCUUCACGGAGGCUCCGAAGAGCUCUUGGAUGACAUCACACAGCAGCAGCUGCUGCCUGCAGUCAGGGAACCCAGUCUUUGGACUGUGAAGUGCAAGAUCAGAGAGGAGCGCACCACAGCCGUCGCUCUGAUGCGGAUAAUCGCUUACCAGUUCACCGACACGCCCCUGCAGAUCAAAUCAGUGGUGGCCCCUCAGCACGUCAAGGGUUUCAUCUACGUGGAGGCCUACAAACAGGCGCACGUAAAGCGGGCGAUCGAGGGGGUGGUCAGCCUGCGCAUGGGCUACUGGAACCAGCAGAUGGUUCCCAUCAAGGAGGUGACCGACGUCCUCAAAGUGGUCAAAGAAGUCACCAAACUCAAACCCAAAUCUUGGGUGCGCCUCAAAAGGGGGAUCUACAAAGAUGACAUAGCCCAGGUGGAUUACAUGGAGCCCAGCCAGAACCAGAUUUCCCUCAAAAUGGUCCCCCGCAUCAACUUCGACCGCAUCAAAGCCUGCGUGAGCUUGAAGGACUGGUUUGCCAAGAGGAAGAAGUUCAAGCGACCCCCGCAGCAGCUUUUCGACACCGAGAAGAUUCGGUAG